AGAAAUGCAAUGAAGGACGCGAGGGCGUGGGCCCCGCAGGCCCGUGGGCGCGGAGGGGCGCGCCUUGGGGCCGCGGCAGGCCCCACAAGCGCGUGUGAAUCAGCGUGGGCCCUGGCGAGGCGAGCGGGCCUUCAAGGCAGUCGAUCAUGAGGCCAAGCGCCGAGAGACGACGGACGGAGCGAUGCGCCCGGGACGAGGACGAGGAGCGAGUAGAGUACGUCGAGCACGAGUACGAUCGAGCUUUGAAUACGCUCGAUCAUGAGCCUCAAGAAAGCUUCGACGCCAAGACAAUACUGCUCAGCGCAGAAUUGGGCUACGGCGAUUUGGUACGUGUAGAGAGGCAGAUGCGCAGAGCGGGGGCAGUUCAUUCGAGUUGGGAAUCAGCGGACUCUCUGCCCGAGGUAAUCAGAUUGCGCGCAGCAGGCAGCAGGCAGCAGGCCAAGGCAGAGGCAGCGGCAGGGGCAGGCAGGGCGAGCGGUGGAGUUAAUGCAGGAAGGUGGAGCUCGGUUCUCCUUUUUAGAGUGUGCCUAUCUCUGCCACUAAAAACGAAGUCAGCACUGGCAGAGGUUCAGAUGACGGUUGAGAAAACAUUGCGACUUCUGCUACUUCCUCUUGUCUCAAGCCUUAACAAGAAGACAAUUUUGGAAAAUAUUACAAGCUAUCAAGCAGUUAGGCUUCAUCAUAGAUUACGCGGUUUCCAUGUUUGAACACGAUCGGAAUUUAAACUGAAAUGCCAAGCUAAAUGACUCGACAUGGUCCCAUCCGUGAAAGCGUAAUCAUGAACUUCCUUGGAGUUGCGUUGCAUGUCUUUAGCAGAUAUACCUGUUGGAGAUCCCAAAUAUUUCCUUCACGAAAUCGGGGCAUGAAACUCGUUGGCAAUGGGACCUCUUAGGUGGGACCUUAAUACACCAUCAGCUUUCAAAUCGGGGGACAAAAACAGCUAACCCUUGAUCUGUGAACCUACUCCAGAUCGAUGGGACAGCUAGAUCGGAGGGCACAACUACGACUACGUGUGUGCUUGUAACUUGCAAGCUUUUCCUCCCUUAAAAAAUACCAUUAUGGCCAUAACGGACUUAGCUUUUCCUCCUUCGAGAUAAUACAUCCAGGUUUUUUCUUCAUAAAUUGUAGUUUUCCGCCUUUCUCUUACGUAAAGGGCUUUGCAUCUUGCUUUUAUCCGCUUAUAUGCUUCCUCUUACUGUAAGAAUCCAAGAAAAAUUUUCGUAAUCCUGAUUGCUCCAGGUUUCAUUUAUGUAACCCAAAUAUCAUAAGCACAAGAAGUUUCUGAUGUAGCUCAAUGCCUGAGGCAUGUGUGGGAAGCUGAAGAGAACAUUAUGUGCUAUCUGUUCAAAAGUCUACACUGCUUCGAAUUACUUAGUGACCUAUCCUGUCCAUGAAGUCAAAAUAUGA
Molecule: messenger RNA, 1407 nt
Organism: Marchantia polymorpha subsp. ruderalis
Lineage: Eukaryota; Viridiplantae; Streptophyta; Marchantiopsida; Marchantiales; Marchantiaceae
Source: the annotation of a GenBank genome assembly